Messenger RNA from Xenopus laevis (African clawed frog), 731 nucleotides. RefSeq names its product protein kinase C eta type-like. Lineage: Eukaryota; Metazoa; Chordata; Amphibia; Anura; Pipidae. The record is from RefSeq and is a predicted model, not a curated record. The coding region runs from base 165 to 446 and encodes 93 amino acids. The transcript is spliced from 3 exons.
CUGCGCCCUACUAGGCAAAGGUGGAUACGGAAAGGUAAUUUUCUCAGUUCAUUAGAAGUAUUGGUACAUUUAUUGUCUCAUUCAGGCUAACUAAACGCUUUCUCUCAUUCCAGGUUCUCCUUAUUCAGCACAAUCCCACAAAGAAAUAUUGUGCUGUAAAAGCCAUGGCCAAAGGGAAGAUCUACACCUCUGAUGACAUUGAUGGAAUCUUGACAGAGAAACGCGUCAUGCAAAUCACCAAGGAGAGCCUUUAUACUGUCAAUUUAUACGCCACUUUCCAUACAAAGAAUAUGCUCUUCUUUGUAAUGGAGUUUGCUGCCGGUGGCAGUGUAAGGACCCACUUGCAGAAGGCUAGAACUUUUGACAUACCGAGGGCUAGGUUCUACGCAGCCUGUAUUACACUGGGUUUGGAGGAGUUACAUGAAAAAGGCAUUAUACAUAGGUAAGCAAAAAAAAGUGUUGGUUUCACAGCUUACGUCUUCAUCUGACUAGCAGGAAAUACAUUGUUCUGGCACAUACAGAACAAGAUAUUAUAUAACAUUCUUUUGUAUUUAUUACAGAGACAUGAAGCCUGACAACCUCCUCGUAGACAGCCAAGGUUAUGUCAAAAUUGCCGAUUUCGGCCUCAGCAUAGAUGGUAAGUUUACCUUAUAAUCCACAGUUUCUAUACCAUAAAUGCACUUUAGAAAUGUUCAUUUCCAAAUGAACUGAUCUGACUGCGCUGGAACAGU